GAAUCAGAGCUCCUCCUCAUCUUUUUCCCUCUGAUUUUUUUUUAUUUUACAGAGUUUAUUUUGAUUGUUUCCUAUUAUUUAUUUUAAUCAUUGUGGUUUAAGCAGGGUGGUGGCCCUUUUAAGGACCAGAAAAGUGGCAUUUUUCAGAAGGCCAUUCAUUUUAUUGAUUUUUCUGGGUGAAUUUGCAAUGGGGUGGUCUCCUAAAUCUGCAACCAAUGCUUAUCUCGACACUCUAAAGCUGUGCAAAUCAGAGCAAGAAAAAGGCCAUGAGCAGGUCAGAGAACCAGAGAGCAAUGAAUACCUAUCAGCCUUAGCAGCAGGCAUGAGUGCACAACUCAUAGUUGAAGUCUCCAAUGGUGUGUCUCCAUCCACUAUAGCCUUAGCAGCGGCCGCCCGCCAAACGGGAGGUCGCCUUGUGUGCAUUUUGCCUGAGCCCAACACCUUAGAUGAGUCAAAAAAGGCAAUCAAAGAGUCAGGUCUCAAGGACAUGGUUGAAUUCAAGGUUGGUGAUCCCUUUGAGCUGGUCCCAAGAUAUGAAAACAUUGAUUUUUCAUUAGUUGAUUGCAAGAGUGAUGACAAUGUGGGUCUCUUUAAGUUGCUUGAUGUGAACCCAAGGAGGUCAGUUGUGGUGGCCAGCAAUCUUAGUGGGAGUAGAAAGGGGGUGGGAGGGAGUGUGAGUUCAAUGAAGGGAAAGGAAGGGGUGAGAACUGUGACAAAUCCAAUUGGCAAGGGAAUGGAGGUGACAAAGAUAGGGAAAAGUGAUGAGUUUUUGAGGGAGGUGAAAGAGAGGAGGGGAAUUGGGAUUCCUAAGAGAGCAAAGAGCAAGUGGGUUAUGAAUGUUGAUGAGGAGACAGGGGAGGAGCACAUAUUUAGAGUGCCUAGGAGCAUUUGAAUUUUCAUUUGAGACUGCCUAUGUCUCCAUUGAGCAUGGAGCUUUUGAACAUCUCUCUCUUGGAGAAAGUUUUGGUUGAUAGGCUAUUUACUUUACUAUUGAUAAAUAAGGAAUUUUGCAUGUUACUUGGUAUUUAUUGAUGUUGAUCAAGAACGGGAAGGACAAAAAGUUUUGGCAUGAAAGGGGGCAGGAGUGUGGAUCAAGAGUCAAGGCACAUACAAGGUGCCUAGUACAACUCCCCUUCAAAAAACUUGCCAUCAAUUUGAGGAUCUAUUGUCAAGUGAAUUUACAUUUUUUUGUAUAUAGGAUCAAGUUCUUUUGUUAUUGAUGAGUUUCGAUAUUCUCCAUUGUCCUCAAUAAAUGAGUUAGAUGGAUA
This is a messenger RNA of Amborella trichopoda, 1268 nucleotides long. RefSeq lists its product as uncharacterized. Lineage: Eukaryota; Viridiplantae; Streptophyta; Magnoliopsida; Amborellales; Amborellaceae. The record is from RefSeq and is a predicted model, not a curated record.